Molecule: messenger RNA, 1974 nt
Organism: Aspergillus tubingensis
Lineage: Eukaryota; Fungi; Ascomycota; Eurotiomycetes; Eurotiales; Aspergillaceae
Product: sexual development transcription factor rosa
Exons: 1
Coding region: 1-1974 (657 amino acids)
Biological process (GO): positive regulation of transcription by RNA polymerase II
Cellular component (GO): nucleus
Molecular function (GO): DNA-binding transcription factor activity; transcription cis-regulatory region binding
Source: RefSeq, a predicted model, not a curated record
AUGGCUGCGGAAGAUCUAUUGAACAGUGUUCCUCAUACCUUGACAAUAGCCUUCGUCAACCGCAACUUCUCAGGCCCGAAGAGAAAGCGUGCACGCUCCCGCUCCCUGUCCGUCGACACAAGCUCAUCUGGCGAAUACACACCAUACCUGAAUGUUCCUGCGCAACCCCAAUUCGAAUCGGCUAUUGACGAGGGGCAGAAUCCCUGGCAGCACCCUAUAUCGUCCACUUCGUACAGUACCCUCAUGGGUGGCCAACGGCUACCUGGACAACUACCACUACCAGAGAUGUCAAAUCCUUUGACGCAGCAGUUCUCGCUUCCAGGAUCCACCCAGCACGUCUACCAGCAACUGCCUCUAGAAUCACCACAGCAAUGGCUGGGACAGCCGUUGCAGACCCCGACCUUUCCUGUACUACAGCCGUUCCCGGAGCCCGUCACACAGCCGUUCCCUCCGCUUGAGCCGCAGCUAUUCCAGGAGUCUUCAACGCAACAAUUUCUUCAGCAGAUUCCACAGGAACUACCACAGCAGGUCUCGGAACAAUAUCCAGGGCAGCAGUACCGACCCCUACUACCUGCCCCAAGCUCUGCCCAGCCUGGUAACCUCACUGAGAGCUCUGGUUCCCAGAAGACUACCGGAUUGGAGAAUACCCUUGCGUCUCAGAAACCGCUAUCCGAAUAUCUAGAGACGAUAACCGUGAAAGCCGCCGAAAAGCCACUACUCCAUCACUUCGUUGACAAUGUUCUGAAGCUCAUUUUCCCCAUUCUAGACCUCCACCCACAGAUGGCUCCCAGGUCGCAAGAGAUUCUGCAAUCGCUCGAGACCAACAAACCCUUUUUCCACUGCAGCCUCAGCGUUUCCGCCCUCCACAUCAAGACAGUAAAGGCCAGCACGAGCUUCCGCACGGAAGCGAAAAUCAUCGACGAUAUCAUGCGACAUCGCUACGCCUCGGUUUCGGACCUCUGUGACGCAUUGAAUGCCGACGAACAUCAGAAGGUUUUGGACGCAACACUCGCGACGAUACUAUUCCACUGCGCUGUGGGCGAGCCCGAGGAUUACCUGCCCGAUAUCCCAUGGUUUGAGCACUUCAGACCAGUCGCAGACCUUGUGCACCAACUCGGCUUAAUCGAACCGGCGCCCUUUACGCCCCUCCCCUUCAGCAUGUCACUCACUACGUGGAUCGAUAUCCUUGGAGCCACCAUGCUCGGCAGAUCACCCCAAUUCUCUCAUGUCUAUCGCGCCAAGCACUCAGAUGGAAUCUCCUCGGGUAUGAGGGAUCUAAUGGGAUGCGACGACAGUGUGAUGUACCUCAUUGCGGAGAUUGGGUGCCUUGAAUCUCUCAAGCUAAACGGCCUUGAUGAAGACGCGCUACAAUUCCACAUCUCGGCACUUACAUCACAGCUUGACAACACCGAUACCGAAGCAACGGCAAACCCAUGCUCCCGGUACGGCAUCAUCUGUCCGGAGAAGCUGACAGCAAACAUAACCGCUGUAUUCCGCGCCGCCGCCCGAGUCUACCUCAGCACUCUCGCCCCGGGCUUCGAACGCAGCAAUCCCAGCGUAUCCACCCUCGUCCAAGGAGUUGUGGAAGCCCUUUGUUCCGUACCGAUGGGGCCCCACGGAUACGACCGCUCACUCGUUUGGCCUCUACUAAUGGCAGGGGUCUGCUCCACUCCUGACAGCGAAUUCCGCAAGAUCCUCGCCCGCCGAGCAAGCGAGCUAGAUGAUGGAGGUGAAUACGGCAGCUUCGGCCGAAUGUACCGCGUGCUGAAGGAGACCUGGAAGCUUGCAGACGACCCCACCACUUCUGUUUACGAUGAGGCCAACUACAUGUUGCCCUCGAUGAAUACGAUGCUGGAGGGACUAGAUAACGUGCCACCGCCCACGAUAGGGACUAUCGGUCGGCCCAUCAAGAAGCAGGCUGUCCACUGGCGUAGCGUUAUGUUCCGCCACGGUUGGCACUGGCUUCUUCUGUAA